CUUUCGCCUUCCUCUAUAUUCCAACAUUAAUUGAAUUACUUUUCCACCUCUUUUUACUAGCGAAUCAGUGACGUCCAAAUUUUUCGUUUUAAACUUUCGCUUUCUUCUAUUUCAACAUUGAUUUAAAUCGUUCAACUGAAAAUGUAAUUUUAUUUUCCAUUCUAACUUUUUAUCUAUGAGAGUCAAGACAGUACAUAACACAGUCAGUGUAUACUGUAUACAGAAUAAUUUCGCUUCACCUGACAACUAUUUCGCUCGUUAAAAAAUCCUAUAAUAAUAUAUGUAUUAAACAAGUCUAGUUUACGAGCGAAGAUGUAUUAGUUCAGUACCAAAUACAAUUUUUGGCGCCAAUAUGUCGCAUAAACUUGACCGAGAAAGAGUUCCCUUCCAAAUAAAACAUCCAAGGACCAACGAUGGGCGAAAAUAACCUUAUUGGAAGUGCGCACGUGCGAUUUUGUGCGUGUUUUCAUUUUCAUUGCCCAUUUUAAACGUGUACGUGGUGAUUUGAGUGAAAGUUUUUGAUUGCUUGUUAGCGUUUUUAUUUCAAAGUUCGGGUAAAAAUAAUCGAAAUUUGGCUGUGCUCGUUCUCUGUAUUUUGUCGUAUGAUUUGUGGGAGACAAAAUUAGGUAGGCUUUCAAGAAAUUACUUCAAAUUAACUUUUAAAAGCUGGCACCAAGUUUUGAAUCUUGAUUCCUGCUUAUAUGCUUGCUAACAAGAUAGGCAUCUGAACCGAAAGAAAACUUUUUGGACUGGAUAAAGAUUAAAGCUACAUAUUUUUGGCGAAUUUUUGAAAAUCAACUUGAGUUAAAAACAGUUGGGAAAACAACAAAAUUCCACUUAAGUGACCCAGAAAGCUGAAAUUUGCUAUGUACCUUUUGUAUUAUCUCGUCUACGUAUGAACAUUUGUGGUACAAUUUUUUAUGCGAGAAGGCUAGAUGAAAAGACCAUCCAAAAAUAUUUCACCAGCCAAAGUUUCAGAUGCUGAAGUACAUUUUUUCGAUUUUUGAUGAAUUUUUGAAAAUCAAGGUUCUGGUUGAAAAUGAAAAAAAAAAAUCAAAAUUUAACCAAAUUGAUCUAGAAAGGUAGAAUUUAUUUUGUAUGUACCUUAUUUUCGACCUCCUGAGUCAAGUGAAUUUUUGUUUUAUCAUUUUUUACAAAAAUAAACCCUGAAGAAAAUGUAUUUGAAUGAGCUCAGGAUUGGAAACGGUUUCGAACCGGGCAGUUUUGAAACCUGCAGCAGAUUUUUGAAACUAGAAAUUUCAACAAAAAUUACCCAGUGAAUUUGGUUUUAAUUUCAUUGAGUAAAGUUUAGUGGAAAAUAUAGUGUAAAUUCAAAAAUCUGCUGUUGGCUUCAAAACUGCCCAAAGCUAUUCGAAAGCGUUUUCAAUCGAUUUGGAGAGUCAAAAAUAAAGCCCAUACUGAAUUUCAGAUUUCUAGAUCAUUUCGGUAAAUUAUUAUUUUUUUAAAAUUUUUGGCCCAAAUUUGAUUUUUAAGAAUUUAUUAAAAACGAAAAGAUACGAUAAACAACGUGUUUUGAGAAUGAAAUGUAGCUACCUAAUUAUAAUCAUUUGAAAUUCUAUUCGAGUUAUUGAGUUGAAAUGAUAAACCAGAUGCAAAACUGGAAAUCAAAUUGAUGCUUACAAGUGUAAGAUACCAUUUGAAUGAGAAUGAGUUGAAUUUCAGUAGGCAAGUAUCCAAUCGGCGCCAGUUUGACAAAGAAACUUUUCCGGAGUAUGAUUGUAGAGCCUUUGGUUUGGAUAAACCACCAGGGUUACGAAAACACGAGUAACUUUACUGAACUUGCGCACGUUCUGCAUGUGCCUAUUUCCUCUUUCAUUUUCACUGGGUAUGUUUCCGUUCACGGUUCAAUUUUGAAGGUGGUUGCGUGAAUUAAUAGUUCAUUGUUCGUAAAAGUUUGGUGAGGUAAGGUGUAAGUUUUAGGCAUUUUUAUUUCAAGGCUGACAAAAGUAUAAUCGAAGUUGGCCUCCAUUCUACUCGUAUUUGUAUAUGGCGAUUUAUUUCACAAUUGAAUUGGAAAAAAGAAAUAUAAAAUCCGAGUUUUGAAUUGAUAUACUUACCUACGUCGUUUUGAAAUCAUCGUUUCAAACCAUUUGAAAAUCCACAGAACUAACGCUGAUACAUGUUAUUCGAUUCAAGAGAAUGAUUUGCUUACUUUGAAAACAACCUGUAGCAGUUCAGUUCAGCUGACUCAGCAUCCAGUUCUAUAAUUAACAACUACAAUCAUCGUUGAGUGCAUUGUCGACUGUCGAGUCGAGUAUAUUGUUGUGACCUAUCCGAUAUGAUGGAGAUUUCAACACAUGCAUCUAAUUAUCUGUUGCCAGACCUAGAAUGUUUGAAUAAUAUCGGCCAAUUACUCGUUAAGCAAAAAGUUGAACGAAUGGAAGUAAUUUUUGGCAUCGAAAGUAACAAUAAAUAUACUAUUAAAAAUAGCGAAGGAGAAGAAAUACUCUACGCGGCUGAAGAAAAUGACUGCUGUACUCGAAUGUGCCUGGGUUCACAAAGACCAUUUGACAUAAAGAUAAUAGAUAUUCGUGGAAACGAAGUGAUCCAUUUACAUCGCGAUUUUGUCUGCUGUUCUUGUGGCUUUUCAGGUUGUCAGCAAGUAUUAGAAGUGUACUCUCCUCCUGGUAACUUGCUUGGUACGGUGGUAGAAAGGUGGAGUUUUUGUAGUCCAAAAUUCGAUAUCAAGAACGCAAAUGGUGACAUUAAGUAUAAAAUCAAAGGACCUGUUUGCCUAACGAAUAUUUGCGGAGAUGUUGAAUUCCAUAUUAUAUGUACCGAGACAGCGACUACAGUUGGUAGAAUCUCUAAACAAUGGAGUGGUUUGUUACGAGAAGUUUUUACAGAUGCAGAUUACUUUGGAAUUUCAUUCCCAUUUGAUUUGGAUGCUGAUAUGAAAGCUGUCAUGAUCGGUGCAUGUUUUUUAAUAGAUUUCAUGUAUUUUGAAAACACAAACAACUAAUGAAGAGCAUAAGGAUUGAAUUCAUCUUCUAUUUUUACUUACAUAUAUAUUUUUUUCCGUUGAUUCAAUUGUCAAAUUGUGAUUCUGCACUGAGUUUUACUCGAUAUUUUCACUUUUCUUGCUUUCAUCUUUCUUUCGUAAAAUACACACGACAGGAAGCUCAAAUUUUUUUAUUUGCUUCGGGUAUUUCACAAUCAAGGAACGAUCUCAUUCGAUUGAAAAAAUUUGUAGUGCAUCUAAAAAGAUCACUGAUUUUAAAGAGAGAAUAAUAAGUAUAACAAAGAUGAUAUGAGUUUAUAGAUAUAGGUACUGGAUUUUAUUUUGGUGCUUUUUUUAAGCUAGCUUUCGAAAUUGGAAGAUUUAAAAACUCACUGAAGGCUUCAGAAUAGCUUGGAAGAGAAGCACCAAUUGAUUUGGGAGAUCGAAAAUGAAGUGCAAACCAAAAUUUCAGCUUUCUACCUAUUCUACCUCAAAUACAUAGAUCAAAUUUUAAUUUUUUUUUCAAGUGAUAACUAAUUCUUCAAACUUUUAUGAAUCCUCCAAAAAUCGAAAUGAAAUUCAGAACCUUAAUUUUCGUCCAAGUGGUGUGAUUUUGUAUGCUUUAUUUACUUAUUUUUGUUCAGUCUUGAAGUUUUUCUUCGAGUUGGGAAUUGGGAUUGUUAUACCUAUCUCAUUCUUUGGAAAGAAAUUAUUUUUUGUACUUAAUUUUUUAAAAUAAGCAUAGGUAUUUAAAACAAACACCUAUUUGUCUUCAGUAUUGUAAUAAGACAUUUGAAUGAAAAAUAAUAAACGAUUAAAAAUCA
Messenger RNA from Planococcus citri (citrus mealybug), 3786 nucleotides. Its product is annotated as phospholipid scramblase 1-like. The coding region runs from base 2300 to 2983 and encodes 227 amino acids. Gene Ontology annotation, molecular function: phospholipid scramblase activity. Lineage: Eukaryota; Metazoa; Arthropoda; Insecta; Hemiptera; Pseudococcidae. Gene Ontology annotation, biological process: plasma membrane phospholipid scrambling. The transcript is spliced from 6 exons. Gene Ontology annotation, cellular component: plasma membrane. The record is from RefSeq and is a predicted model, not a curated record.